CUCAUUGAAGAACGCCAAAGAGUUCAAUUGAAUUAUACCACUUCGCCAGUUCCUAAGCGGUUUCGGUCGAAAACGUUCGCUCUUUUCUGUUCAACCGUUUAGUAUUGUAUCAAAUAAAAAAGCCACACGAAAAUUUCAUCGAUCGACCUACAUACAAAUCCCACACAAAUAUCGAUCACUGUCAGUUUAUUGAGUGACGCCGAAAAUUCGGAGUGCUAACUAGUCGAAAUGACUAAGAGUUCAUUUAUAUUUAUGUACGAUCAGCCUAAAAUUAUUAUCGCCCAAUAAAAAGUCAAAUAAAGGAGUAAUUCGCACAAAUAAUAUGUCAGAGCCUGCUGCUCAAGCAAAAAGAGAACAUGAAGAAAAUUACAUAUAUAAAGUGAUUAAAAACAAAAACAAUAUAAAAGAUCAAUAAAUGCAAAUAACAUCGGAUUAUAUAAUCAAAGUAUCCAUGUUUGUGCCAAUACGUCGUCGUAUCUCGAACCUAAGAACAAAUACAAACAUAACUGCAAAUAAGUGAGCGACUAAGAAAGUUUUUGCGCGAAAAAAGGUGAAGAACGAGAAACUACCGAGCAAGGGAAUUCCAUUUUUUUAUAAGCUGAUGCCUGAUUUCCCCCCCAUAAUCUGCCCCGAAGACUGGUAAACCUAGCUACCUUUGGUGACCUAUUGCUUUAUACCAAUCAUCUCUAUAAGAAUGCGCAAUUGUUUUACGAAAAUAACCAACGUUUUUCGUAAACAGGCGCGACAUAAGUCAUCCGAAGAAGGAAGUCUGCAGCAAGAGGACGAUGAUGUAUAUACACGCAAAAAGACAACGAAUACCGAGCCAACAGUGGCCAACAUAGAAACAGCGAAAAAAAGUACUCUAAGUGGAUGUUUAAGUUUGAAAACAAAUGAUAAGCAUUCGGGCUGGGACCGUCGUGAUGGUGUCGGUGAUAACAGCGAGGUCGCCCACACAUUGAAUCUAUCGACACAAAGUAUAAUGGAUGGAGACUACGAGAAGCAUCUCCAGUUACGUCUUUCACAGAGAAGUAGUCAAAGUACUAUGAACGAGGCGAAGAACGACUAUAACCGUCGAGAUGCGUUGCACGCUAACGAUGGGGUUUAUCAGCAGAAACAACUACGUUUGCUCGGUAGAAACGUAGACGAGGCGGAGAAGGGGCAACUGUUAUACAUGGAAGCCACACCUUCACCCGUUUCUUUUGCCAUAGAUGCGUCUCCAACGAAUGGAAGUCGUAGAUCUUUUGUGGCGGAUAACAAAACCAAUGCAAUGCCAACAAACUAUGACAAAUGCAAUUCUAAUGUUGCCAAGACACCAGAGGAAAUGGAGUACGAGGCAAAGGUUGCAGCUGAAUUCGAAGAUGUAAUGACACCACUGCCUACAACCGCAAAACACAUUCAGUUUGCAUUUGGCCGUAAUUUACGUCCGGAAAUUGCAGAAGUGAUUCGCAGCUUAGAUGCCAAUGCAUUGCGUAUCAAUAACCUCACGGUUGAAGAUAAGUUCGAAUUAUUACGACGUUUCGAUUGUGCACAGCAGGCUCGUCGCCAUGGUCGUGGAAACAAUUUUGUGCGUUCAAUGCCUCCCCCGGGACAUUCUAUACAAAUCGAUCUAGGUCUCGUGGGCCAUGAGCCAGACGACCCGGAGGACAAUCCCUCAGAUUCCAGCACUGAAGGCGUAGUUCUACGUCGCAAACACCAUCAAACCCCUAAGGAGAAAUCCACGUCAUGUUUAUACGAACGUCGCCUACCAAAAAGCCCAAAGCUUAAAUUAAUUCUAGAAAGUAAAUGGAAGGAAACUUCUAAUGGGUCCAAAACAGGUAUAGCUUUUAAAGAGGUGAACGACAAUGAUAUCGAGAGAAAUGCCUAUGAUGUUAAAUAUCCCACCGUUUUACCGCCAAACCCACAACUCAAGGCUCUGCUGGUCUUUUAUAAAUCAGACAACAUUUGCGAAGUGGUGCAGCAGGCUUGCAACCGACAACAGCUGGAAAUAUCCUUAGUAAAGACAAAAGAAACUGCUUUUGAAAAUCUCUGUAGUGCCACCGAAUGUUUUCAUGUUAUUAUCAUAGAUGCUCGUUCGCCGAAACAUUUAGAUGCCGAACACAUCGCGAGAUCAAUACGGCACAUGAGCGGGCAUCAUUUUACAACAAUAAUUGCUGUUGUCAAAAAGAGCAUGUUCGAGAGAGACGAUGUGAUAAAUGCACUAUUGGACGCUGGCGUCAACAGGUGCAUGGCAGAAAGUACAAGCCUGUCAAUGUGUGCGAUGGAACUAAAGCAAAUUUUACACUCUAUUGUAAGACCUCACAAUGUCAUCUCUACCCAACAGGCACUCUAUACAGCAUUGCAUCGACUGAAAGAAGUUCUUAUUAUAACCGAUGAUCUCUUAAGGAUACAAUACGCGAAUAGAUCAGCAGAAAGAUUGCUCAAUAUGCGAUUGGAUGAAGUCAUCAGUAAGCCAUUGGCUGAUAUUUUUAUAUCGGAUGUAUCUACUAUCAACAGUAGUGUCCAAGGAAAAGGUAUACGGGAAUUUGAUGGCAUUUUAACAGUGAAACGAAAGAAUCAGGAAGGUAUCCCAAUGCACGUUAGAGUUGUGCCCGUGGCUUGCAUCGGAAGGACUCCGACACAUUUCGUAUUCAAUUUUGAUGUACCUGGUGGGCAAAUGGAUUUCAUUGCUACAUUGCCCCAACCGAAGGAAGCGCCUCGUGGUUCACUUCACUCCAUUCGACGAGGAAGCUUUGACGUGCGUUCAAUUGCCUCCGACGGUCUGCGCAGAACUAGUUUAGCUAAGCUCACAUCUCUACCACUCGAAGCACCCAUAACUAAAAUAAUAAAUCUGCUCUCGCAAGUACAGGAGAAUUGUUCAGCAGAGGAAGCACGCCUCAUCGACAAAGUAAUGGAAUUCUUAAAGCGUGAAGGGUUGUACAGUCCCCAAAUGAAGGAAAUUCGAACAGACGAUCCCAUUGCAACAGAUCUAAUUGGUGCUCUUUUGACGGGUCCAAAUGUGUAUUCUUCUCGUCGCAGUUCUAAUGAUUCAAUAGUUCGAACAAAUUGUUCAAACCGUCAGUCGACCAUAAUGCCAGCUAAAAUGAAGGCAACACCACUCAUUAUGGAAAUACUUGAAGAAUCUCUUAACUGGGAAUUUAACAUUUUCAAAUUGGAGGAGAUUACUGAAAACCAUCCUCUCUUGUACCUGGGAAUGGAAAUAUUCCGCCGAUUUGACGUGUUCGCUACCCUUAAUGUAGAUGAGAAUGUCUGCAAAAAUUGGCUGGCCAUAAUAGAACGAAAUUAUCACGCGGAUAAUUCAUACCACAACAGCACACAUGCAGCCGAUGUUAUGCAGGCAACUGGGGUUUUUAUAUCCCAACUUGCGGCUAAAGAUUUGGUAAUGGACCGUUUAGAAGAGGCUUCGGCUCUUAUUGCAGCAGCUGCUCACGAUGUUGAUCAUCCAGGACGGUCGUCAGCCUUUCUUUGCAAUUCUAACAGUCCUCUGGCCAUAUUGUACAAUGAUCUAACGGUGCUAGAGUCCCAUCAUGCUUCAACCACGUUUAGGUUAACCUUAGGUGAUGACAAUGCAAACAUCUUCAAGAAUUUAGACACAGACACAUACAAAGUGGCUCGUACUACAAUCAUAGACAUGAUUUUGGCUACUGAAAUGACUCGGCACUUUGAACAUUUAGCUAAAUUUGUGAGCGUCUUUGGUACUGAAAUGGAGCCUAGAGAUAUUGUCCAAAGCGAAGAAGAAAGCUCGGUACUUAUGCGCCGCAUGCUUAUUAAGGUGGCAGACGUCAGUAAUCCGGCCAGACCAAUGAUUUGCUGCAUAGAGUGGUCACGACGUAUCGCUGAAGAGUACUUCACGCAAACAGACGAAGAAAAAGCUAAAAAUCUUCCAAUUGUCAUGCCCAUGUUUGAUCGGGGCACCUGCAGUAUACCUAAAAGUCAAAUUGGUUUUAUCGAAUAUAUAAUACAAGACAUGAUGCAUGCCUGGGACAGUUUCAUCGAUAUGCCUGAAUUAAUCACCUACAUGCAAAUAAACUACUCUCAGUGGAAAAAGUUUGAAGAACAGGGCAUACAUACUCUGGCUGAGGUUAAGGCUAAGCAAAUGUCUCUCAUGAACAAAAAGUCGGCUCUAAAAUAGCAUAUGGCCUUUAAAAGACUUUUUUCCGGUCUACUGAAGCCACAACCGCUACAACUACAAUGUGCAGUACCGAUUGGUGAACACGAGUUAGAAGAGUAUGUACAGAAGUAACCGAAAUUGUGUUUCGACAAUAAGGCAACGAUUCCGGAAAUUAUCAAAUGAAAUAAUCAACUAACUCUUGAGCGGACGCUUUGUGACAUAUUCAUUAACAAUCGCUACGAGCGGAACCACCGAUCGAUUCACAUUAUAAUCAAGCCAAAUAUCUCAUUAAACUGAAAUUCCACGCCAUAUUAAAUAAAUUACAAGCCUCAUUCUAACCAACUGUCUCAAAGACAUCUUCGAUGUUAUAUACGUUUGACAUAUCAGGGAAUCAGAUAAUCCAGUUAUUUUCUUCUAGAUUCUUUUUUGGGAACAAAUAAAGACAAUCGUUACAAAAGCACUUCUAUCAACAAUUGUUAAAUGUACAUUUCAAUUGAUUACCCUGCAAAAACUUCUGUUGCCAAAUAAUGAAUUUGCUAACCAAUUUUGGCAGCCAUAACUACUUACAAAUAAGCCUACUUUCUAUUAAAUAUUUUCAAGGGCACACCACUGAAAAAAAGUAUUUCUUUUAGUUUUAGUUAGUCCACUUUUUUGUUUUCCGCUACUGGCACUAACCCGAAUUAUUGUAGUUAAACACUCUGUAUCACUGUUGUGAGAAUAAAGGCUUGUUUAAAGUCUUACGGCCACAUCGUCGACGCCGAGACUCGAACUCUCAACCUUCGGUUUUAGAGUGGUGAUGGUAUUCAUUGUUUGGUAAUGAAUAAAAUAAGUUAUUUUGCUUUGUAAUCUUUAAAUGAAUUAUUUACAACUUACUGAUUAUACAUAGGUCGUUUAUCUACGUUAUCUUUACAGCUUAUACAGCUCCCAGUUACAGUUUUUUGUAAGUAGUCCACCAUAAUGAAACACAAUGUACACUUUUCCUAUUUUCUAUUUAUAUUCUAAAAACACACAAAAAUCAAGUUUCCACAAAGCAAAAUAAAAACAAUAAUAUGUAGACGUUUUACUACCAGCGAAAUGACUGACCAAAGCAGACAUAAAAACUAAAUCACAAUCAAAUACAAUUCAUAUUCACAUAUGUUUACAUACAGUUAAAUUUGUGCACUUUUCCUAUUUUCUAUUUAAAUUUCAAAAAAAAAAAAAAAAAAAAAACGCAAAAAUCAAGUGUCCACAAAGAAAAAACAAAUUAAAUGUAGUCGUUUUACAACCGGCGAAAUGACUGACCAAAGCAGACAUAAAAAUUAUAUCACAAUCAAAUACUAUUCAUAUUCACAUAUGUUUACAUACAGUUAAAUGUUUUGUCAUAGAAAGGAUUAUUUGCAAAGGUAAAUGCUGUCCAUUACCUUCAUAAGUGCCAUAAAAUUGAAAUGAUUGGAAAAUUGUUCGAAUUAGAUCAUUAGGGUCGUCUCGAAAGGGAAAUAAACAAAUAAAUCCCUUUUUCAUAUAACAUGAAAAUGUAGAGACUGUGUAGGCAUGCGGAAUUAAGCUUCGAUUGUACUGUGGAGAAAAUGGAUGACAUUUUCAAAAUGUAUGUAUACCUUAUAUUUUUAUGUACAUAUAUAUUAUAUAUUUAUGUAUGCAAAUUGUCACCACCCAAACAUUUAAGGACAAUGAAUUGUCAACAUUUGCAAAUAAGACCCAUACGCAAAAUUUACACACAUCAUCGGUGUCAUGUUAAUGUGGUUCAAAAGUUCUUUUGACAUUUUAAUAUUCAAAGUUUUCCGGCAUGCUCUCCGAAUUUUCUUUCAGUGUUUGAUAACUUUUAAAUAUAUCCACGUAUAGAUCCCAAUUUAAUAUGGUGUCCAAGUCAUAAAAGGAUGCGCUAAAUAAUAUAAAAAUGCAAUUAAGAAACUUUCUUUAAAUUAAUAAAAAAAGUUAAAACAAAUUAUAAUACAGUUCGAGGUUUAUUAAAUAAGGUACAAUCAUAUUGUUUAUAUUAUUUUUUUGUUAGCUAAAUUCUUUGGAAAUAUAUUUUUUAAAUUUUGUUCUAAUAUAUUUAAUAUUGCAAAAGGAUAAAAAAGAAUUCCCUUGCUAAAUCCUAUGAUUUCUUCCCUGUCUCUGAUCCCAUGCAAAUUUACACGUCGAAAUUUUUUAACAGUUUCCUGUGGAACGGCUUAAAAAGUGGGAAAAUGUUUUUGGAUCAUUUCAAUCCCUCAAUAUUUUGCGGACAUCUAUAUAACAUCUUGGAGCAAAUUCCUAAAUAUGCCAAGCAACGUUUUAUUUUUCAUAUAAUUAUUUUGACGCUACAUUACAAAAUUCCUUGCCUUAUACAGACUUUAACAAUCGAAAACGUCCACUUCGUACUCAGUUACCUUUCACCAUGAUUUGGAAAUAAUGAUGCCGAGAUUCGCACAAGAUCCAUCUACAAUCGCAACUUCAUUCAAAUUAUCGAGCAUACCACUUGGAAACUGUACAAAAAUUGUGGCCCUAUACUUAAAUCUCUUUGUUAGGAGUUUACCCAUUGCAUUGACGAAAUAAUUACAAAUACAUUCAUGUCUCGAAUUGCAUGGUAAAGAUAGAUAGAUACGGGUAUGAGAUACAUUUUUGCAUGAUAUCGGUAUGGUUAAAUCGAAUAGGAAUUUCUGUCAAUAGUUUUGUGAAGUGUAUUUUAAGCAAUUACAAACUGAACGUGUACCAAUUUCUAUUACAUUGAUAUUUUUGUAAAAGUAAAUUAGUAAAUUGUAUACUUCGAGUACAAACUUUUAAUAUUGCACCUGCUGCAAACAAAACAUUUUGGUCCACGCAAAAUGUCUGUGACUAGAUCUUUCUGUAAUGUAAAUUUGAUAUCUUGCCAGGACGUGGGCAUACGUUUAAAUAUCAAUAACAUCGGUUAGGCUAAAAAAAAGCAGAAUACAAUUUGUAAUCAGCUCCAAUCAAUUAACAGUCGAAUUGUGCAUGGAACCCUUAAGCAUUACAAAGGCGAUACAAUAUUGACAUCAAAUCAAAUAAGAACGAAGCUUUUGUAAAAACUCAAGGUUUUGUUAGUGACGUUUUGUUUUGAAAAUAAAUGCAAAUUUCCGAUCUACACAGCAAGACAAACAUAUUGCAAUUGGUAACAAAAAAACAUUUAAAAUGUGUGAUAGAAGAUUUAAUUGUGGUGGUGUUGCGAAUGCAUACUGAUAUAUAUCUUCACAGGCCGGUGACUCUACUGUUUUGAAUAUAUGAAUAUGAACCCAGUAUGUAAUUGUAUUUAACCUAGGUUAUGUUUACGUAUAUCAAUAUAUGGUAAUACAAAUAUGAAUGUAAACAUUGUUGUCGUUCUCUCAAAACUGAUCAAAUCUACACAGAGGAUGUUGAAGCAACUAAUGAAAAGUUUAUCCCUUAUUUUGUUAAUAUAUAGUAUGUUAUAUGUUAACUUAACAUUGUAUGUAUGUUUAUCUUGUUUAACUCCUUGCAGGUUAAGGAUUUACUAUAUUCUAAUUUUAAGGUGCUUAGACAAAUUAAUCAGAAUCUUUAAUCACAAUAAACAAAUGACAUGAAUUGUUUAAAAAUAAUAAAAU
Messenger RNA from Musca domestica (house fly), 7665 nucleotides. RefSeq names its product high affinity cAMP-specific and IBMX-insensitive 3',5'-cyclic phosphodiesterase 8 (gene Pde8). The coding region runs from base 695 to 4129 and encodes 1144 amino acids. The record is from RefSeq and is a predicted model, not a curated record. Gene Ontology annotation, molecular function: 3',5'-cyclic-nucleotide phosphodiesterase activity. Gene Ontology annotation, biological process: signal transduction; positive regulation of ERK1 and ERK2 cascade. The transcript is spliced from 17 exons. NCBI's taxonomy places the organism in Eukaryota, Metazoa, Arthropoda, Insecta, Diptera, Muscidae.